ACGGUUUGUGUGAAUGCCGCCAAUCGGUCGAAAUGUUUUCACGUUUCGUUCCAUUCCGUGACGUCUAGUGUUAAUCAACUUUUGCAUGUUUAGUCGGUGCAUUAGAGAAUGAACAGGAGUUUUAAUUUUUAAUGCAACUUACCUCUCUUAUAUUUCUCUUCUUCUCUAAGCCACUGAAAACAUUGUCUGUUUUGAUUCCAUGAGUUCCCAACAGUCGUUCAAAGAUCUUCCUUUCGGAAGCUGACGGCUGCGAUAUUGCAUCUCUAUGUUUAUGUUACAGCUAGUCUGUUGUGCGUUACGGUUAUGUUUAGUUGUAGAUUAGUUAGUUGUGUGUAGCAUUACUGUUGCAAAUGGCGAAUGAUAGAGAAAUACUGAGAGAGAUUUGGAAUGGGCGGAUACCGACGUGUUUUCAUUUAAAUUCAGAAGAAGUGCAUGACGUUCAGGUUCCUGAUCCAGUGUACCUGAUGAUUCCUAGGUUAAGCUAUUUCCCAUUAGUGACAGAUAAGAUACGUAAACAUUUCAUUCGUCAUAUACACCCAGAUAAACAGAAUGCAGAAAUGUGGCUGGACUACAAUGGCCAAGCUCUGAAAUGGCAUUAUCCAAUUGGUGUCCUUUAUGACUUGUACGCAUCUGAAAGUAACUUGCCUUGGAAUAUAACUGUACAUUUUGAAAAAUUUCCUGAAACAGAAUUACUUCACUGCCCUGGUAGAGAAGCUGUGGAAUCACACUUCAUGGCCUGUGUGAAAGAGGCGGAUGUUCUAAAACACAGAAGUCAAGUUGUAUCAAACAUGCAAAAGAAGGACCAUAUGCAGUUGUGGCUUGGCCUGCAGAAUGAUAAGUUUGAUCCAUUUUGGGCAACCAAUAGAAAACUCAUGGAAGUUACUGGUGACGAGACAUUUAAGUAUAUACCAUUCCGCUGUUAUAAUAGUGAGGAGCCAUUCCUGCAGAAACUGGUGAAACCUGUGACAGAAGAGGGGCAGCGCAAAACCCUUCAGCAUUUGCUACAAGAAGUCUACCCAAAUUUACCCAAUGUACGAGUGGUAACCCACGGAAUUGAACCUCCAUUAGACACUCCCCUGCAGUGGAUGAGUGAACAUCUCAGUUACCCAGACAACUUCCUGCAUUUGUGUGUUCACACAUAAUAUUUAAGCAUAUAGCUUUAUUUUCUUAUUAAUUUAUGAACUUCAUAAAUUUCAUGUUAUUUUCUCUUUGAGACUAGUUGUUUUUGUUUUGCUGUUUAUUUUAUGUAUUAUUUUAUAUUUUUAUAUUUUGUCUUAUUUAAGAUACCUGCCUAGUCCACUAUCAUGUAUACAUUUUGUGGUGCAAUGGAGCAGUUUUGUGUUCUUUUGUCCAUUGUUGUGCAAAAUUGUAUUAGCUCAUAAUGUCUUAGGUAUGGUUAUAAUUAUCGAGUACACAGGUGGGAAUUCUUAACAUGUACUUUUUGAGUGUAAUUGUAUUAAAUGUAUUGGAAUGAAAGUAUGCUCUUUGAAAUGCUUUACUAGAUUAUAUUGCUUUGUAACUGGGUGUGGAAAAUUGUGUUAUGAAUCUCAUUUAAAAUUCUUCAUUUUUAUUCUCCUUGGUAUAAGUGAGGCACGUUUUCUGGAUUGUUGAGUAAACUUGUGUGCAUUUUUGUGCACAUUUGUAUAUUGUCACUUAGUCUUAACAGAUAACCUUAUACAUUGGAUCAAAAUACCUGUUUAGAAUUUCUUAUUUUAGAAAACUAGAAUUUCCAGAUGUGGAUGAUUGUUCUGUACCCACCUUAUUAUACCACACAAGUAGUUUCCAAAUCUAUAUAUGAUUGCUUGUGCAUAGCAGUAUUUUCAGUAAUGAUAGACUGUGGAAAUUUGUAAUUCAUCCAGAAUAACAGUUACAGUCUAAAAAGUGAGAUAUUUGAGAUAUAGUUUUCAGUCAUAAUGUGCUUCUCUUCACAUUGCUGCUUUUCUACUGAAAACAAAGAAAAAAAACUUGUCUGACAUUCUCUGUAGAAGUUUAUGAAGACACCUGCUCCAAAUCAGGAAUACCAAGUUGCUAUUGGUUUUCUUAACAUCAAUGUCCUCCCAGCAAUUCAUGCAUUUUUGAUAUCCCAGUUGUACUACACUCUUACGUACCGUGUUUUAUGUAUACCAGUUUAUUUCUGUGAUAAGUAGAUUUUAAAGUUAGCGUUUGUUAUUGCAAACAGUAAACAGAGUGACACAGCAGUUUAUAGUGUGUGUGUGUGUGUGUGUGUGUGUGUGUGUGUGUGUGUGUGUGGGCGCGCGCACGCGUGCGCGCGUCCGCGUUUGUUGAGUAACGCGUAUCCGUGCUCGCGUGUGCGUGCGUGCUUGUAAAAAGUUGCAGAAAUUUGAACUUGAUGCACUCCUCAGUAUUGUUACAAGUGGAGUGCUGUGACACACAGUGUGGAUAAAUAAUCCUCAAUUGAGUCCCAAGUUCCUUCAAGAAAACAGGAACAAUUUGCCACUUUCAUUGAAAGAUAUUUCAGCAGAAGAUGCAUAAAAUACUGUUUUGUAAGGCCUGAAGGUGAACCUCGCAAUAUUUCCAAGAUGCAAAGUUAUUUGCUUUGGAUUUUAGUCUAGACUGCUGUCAGAGAUGCUUAAAACAUUUAUCUUGCAAAAGACUGUGUAUGCUAAAACAUAAUAAGCCACAAUUAAAUGUUGAUCAGCAAUAUCAUUGGUAUUAGAAAUGCACAUUGUCAUUUGGCCAUCACUUAUUAAUUAUUUGACGUGGAAUUUAUAAGGAAAAAGCUGUACAUUUUCAUCAGGGUUGGUGUUUCUUGAAUGAAUUUUUUACCCUACUGUGUGUGUGUGUGUGUGUGUGUGUGUGUGUGUGUGUGUGUGUGUGUGUGUGUGUGUUUUGUCUUGUUUUGUUUUGAAACUUCCUUUACAAUUAGUUAACAGUCUACUCAUUGGUGUGUUUCUUCUAUUCCAUACUUCUAAGUGCAAUAGGGUAGGUUACUGUAGAAAUUUCUUCUUUUCAGCCAAAUAUCCCAGUGGGCUGUGGGUGGAGCAGAGAGAUUCCAAAUUGGAAAUAUUUGGGAGGGGACUUCCAGUUCCAGCAUUUACCUAAUCACCUAGGGUAGAUUAAAAGUAUGUGUCACCAACUGGGACUCUAACCCAAGAUCUUGCCUAUUUCUUACCAACUUUGCUAGCCAGGUACUACACCCGAUGUGCCCUAGCAGCUUCUAUUCUGCCAGUAUCUCUCUCCUAGUUUCCAAACUUCACACAAAUUCUCCCGCAUAACUUGCAGGACUAGCACUCCUGGUAGAAAGAUCAAGUUGGUGUUUGUUUGUACUAUUAACGGCACAGAGACACAGCUGUUUCAUAGCACAUUUAUGUAAAUUGUGCAUAGAAUUAUUGAGUUAUGCACUUUUCAUUUUAUUCUUCCUCUCUGUGAAAGGCACUUAAAUUACUCUCGUAACUACUCGAUAUUUCAUAUGCUGUAUUUUAUAGCUGUCUUACCUUACCAUCUCGUUGCCUUUUAGUGUUACUUCGUUGUUCCUUUUUUUGCUUAUCAAUUAACUCAGUAUCAUCAAAAUCGAACAUUCGUACCAGUCGAUGAAUGCAUUUUCUUAUAUUUCUUGAUAUGCUUAUAUCACCAAAAAAAAAAAAAAAAACAAUGCACCCGACUUUGUUCUUUCACCCUAUGAUACCUUAUCAUGUAGUGAAGUUUAGUUGCAGCAUAACAAUGGAGUAAUUAAAAUAAAGUUGUUUCAUUUGAUGGAAAUUUUCAAUUUAAAUAUUUAGCUGUUUUGCUUUAUCCACAUCUGUCUUCCACUCUCAGGUUGAUGUUCAUUGAUACAAAUUUUGAGCAUGAUUGGAGGUUUCAUUUCUGUUAUCUUUGCAUAAACAUGAAAAAAGUUAUGCUGACACACACAUUCUUCAUUCUUCUAGUACAAUAUUAGGGUUUGAAGGUGGCAGUCAAUGAGGUACCGCAACUGGGAGACACCACUGUAUAUGAAUCAGAAUUACAUGACAUUAACUGUUCCCAUAGAGCCAGUAAUAAUGUGUUGUAAUCUUUGCAAACUCAUGUACAGUUGUAGUAGUUCACCAAAUUACAAAGAAUAAUGAAACAAUAGCCUGGCACAGUGAGUCUUGACACCAGUUAUGCCGAAAAAGCCAGACAUCUCCGAAGACAGCCUUUGUUACACUCUACAUACCAAACUGCUUUAGAUCUUAUUUUUAAGAGCAUUGUGAUUCAUGUUUCAUCUGUUUUUAACAAUCUGAAAUUUGAGUAUGAUGAUAAUCAUACCCCAAACUGUUUUACUGAACAUUGUUUGCAAGAAAUACUGUGAGUAAGUUAUCUUUUUUAUACGCUUCAGAGGAUAGGUAACUGAUGAUGAAUUUCUCCAGUAAUCAAACUCUACACUGCAAAAACAUUUUCCUACUUAGAUUUCUUUUGUGUCAGAUUGUUUGAGCACUUUAACUCUUCAUUGUGCUUAUUGUGGAAGCCUUAUAACAUAUUGUGCUGUAAUUACAGUAGUGCUCAGGACAUGGCAAAUUUGCCGAUAUUGCACACAUGGGGGAGUGGGGGGGGGGGGGGGGGAGCCUGAGAGAGAGAGAGAGAGAGAGAGAGAGAGAGAGAGAGAGAGAGAGAGAGAGAACUGUGAACUUUACUGGUGUAUUGUCAUCUUCAACACUACUUUCCUGGGUACGAGUCUGUAUCAUCCAACGACACUUUCCAGGGUAUGGGUCUCUGUAGUUGUGUUUUAUAGAUCAUAUCAUGAUGUUACUAUUGUUGGGUUUCUAAGAGACAAACUUGUUGUACAACUCUUUAUGCAAAGCUUCAGUACAUUUACUAUUUGUUUCUAUAGCAAUGAGGAUGCUCAAAUAAACAUGUUGUUAUUAUUUGGUGACAAUCAUAAAUUACUCUAUGAUGAUAUACCACAAUGUUAUUUUUAUGAAAACACAUUGGUUUCAAUGGGUAUCAAAUGUCGGGUUUUUCUGAAAUAUGGUCCAACAUUAAAAUAAAACGUGCUGAUAAUGCUGCAGUAAAAGUAGAAAACUCAUUUGUUACAUAUAUCAGUUUUUUUAAAUUAAUUACAUUUGAAUACACUGAUGUUCAAGCUAGAAUUUUUUUAACCGAUCGAAGUAUAAAGAAUUUAAAUUAUGGCUUAUAUUUUUAAUAGUAUUAAUAUCAGUAUUUCUUUGUGUUGUUGAUAUAUUGGAAAUUAAAAAGUAGGAGCAACUGACAUUAUAGUCCCCAUUGCGAGUCUCUCCAGAAAGCUUGUAUAAUAAUUUCAACAUUCUGUAAUUUUGAUUGGAAUUAUUAAAUGCUCUCAGUUGACCAUUGAAUAAAUGUUCAUGUGUGGCCAAUAAUUUUGAGAUGUUGGAGAGUAUCCUACAGGGGCUGUAAAAACAUUAAAAAUAUAUAAGAAGUUGCCUCUGUCCUAUGUCAUUUAUAAAGGCACUUAAACGUUCAGGAAUGUAAUGUUGCCACACUAUAUUAGUGUAGCUAUUAUACCUCACAGCUUUAUUAUACAUGAUCACCAUUGAUUUGAUGGAUUUUUUGCUUUGUCUGACAAAGUAAGAGUACAAUUUUCUUCCAGUACUGUACUUAAGUGAAUGGUAAAGCUCUAAGGCCUAGGAAGCAGGCUCUCAUUUCUGUGACUGUAAGAAGAGAUUUAGAUUUUACAUAUUGUUCUCGAAUCAGUGUUAUUACUGUGUGUACUGAAUGAGCCAAACAGUCUGGAGUAUCUAACAUCUUGAUAGAUUUGGUAGUGAGUGUAUUAAGUUUCCAGUGCAAUGUGGAAACAUAAUUAACUGAAAUGAGCUGACAAGAAAACAAGGAGGUCAGAGUGACCUCUUCUGGCACCCUUACAUUUCUUGCAUCAUUGUACGUUAGUCAUGUGGUACAUACAUUUUUUUGUUGUAUUAACUGCCUGAAGGGCUAAGAUGUCUUCCUGAAAAUGCCUUUAGUUAAAUUGCAUGAGUAACUCUAGGUUUUGUAACAUAUUUCAUGAGAAUGCUGGUUGAUUGCAGUUUCAUCUCUUUGUAUUUGUUGCCAGUAAUUUCAGCAAUCAAGCAGUUUUAAAACUACACAUGUAUGUUGUGAAAUAAUUAGUUUUGUACAUUGGUCUGCAUACUUAGUUACAUGACUGUACCUUUAUGUCCUGUGCCAGAUAACAUGGAGGUUGCAGCCCCUUAAAGAUGUUUUAUUUCGAAGUAGACUAACUGCCACUGAAAUACCUACAUGACAAAAUAGGCUAAGUGUCUCGUGCAUUGUUAAAUGAAGAAUGUGCCUUAAAACUCCAUAGUCUGCUGUGUCAUUUCUUCCCUUCUGUGCUAGGAUGUAGAUAGAGGAAGAAAUACAAGGAAAUGUCUUUAAAUUAGUAAUUGUUUCUCAGUGCAGAAAUGUCAAAUAGUUUAAUUAUGCAUGUCAUUUAUAUUAGAUUAAAAAUACAACAGUUUUGGCUUCAGGAUAAUCAAUGAAUGUCUCCAUGUAUGGAUUAUUAUUUAUGUUUUCAUAUGUUGUUAGAAAAAUUGUGUAAAGCAGCAGAAGUCAUAUUAUUGCUUAUUUUAACUAUGUGUAUUGCACAGAAUGAAAGGAAUACAUUCAAGUACAGAUGUAAAUACUGUGUGCCAAUAAAGUAAAUUUGUUUCAUUUUAGUAUAGAGUAUUUGGGCCUAUUCAUAUUUUACAUUUAACUUUGUGUCCUAAAUGAUUCCACAGUUAUUAAGCAAAAUAUCAUUCGUAAGCUGAAGUUCAAUUUCACUGUUGUGAUUUAUGUGAUCUCAUCUUUGAAAAAGAAAACCGUCUAAAGAUGUCCAUUGUAGCUGUAUUUUCAAGGAACUUUGUGUUAAUAUCUGUAGUAAUUUAUUUUAAAAAGUCUUAAGUAUUUCAUUCUGUACUGUGAAUCUGAUUCCAUGAGGUACUUAAUGUUGUACGUAGUAUUCAUAUGCUUCAUUAGUCACAGUGAUGGAAAGUGUAUUUCACAUUUUAGUAAGUACUUAUUAUACAUUGUGUCAACACUACCAACUGUGAAUAUUUGUUUUCAAUGGUAUCUGAAGUUGUGGGCUGCAUUUGGGCUGCUGUUGUAUGUUUUGUUGUAUUUUCAGUGUGACAAAUAAAUGUGUUUCAAAAUAAA
Schistocerca gregaria is the source of this 7080-nucleotide messenger RNA. RefSeq names its product autophagy protein 5 (gene Atg5). The coding region runs from base 351 to 1142 and encodes 263 amino acids. The record is from RefSeq and is a predicted model, not a curated record. Lineage: Eukaryota; Metazoa; Arthropoda; Insecta; Orthoptera; Acrididae. Gene Ontology annotation, cellular component: Atg12-Atg5-Atg16 complex; phagophore assembly site membrane; cytoplasm. The transcript is spliced from 6 exons. Gene Ontology annotation, biological process: autophagosome assembly; cellular response to nitrogen starvation; C-terminal protein lipidation.